Kuraishia capsulata CBS 1993 is the source of this 2160-nucleotide messenger RNA. RefSeq lists its product as uncharacterized. The transcript has a single exon. Gene Ontology annotation, cellular component: cytoplasmic stress granule. Gene Ontology annotation, biological process: cytoplasmic stress granule assembly. Gene Ontology annotation, molecular function: RNA binding. NCBI's taxonomy places the organism in Eukaryota, Fungi, Ascomycota, Pichiomycetes, Pichiales, Pichiaceae. The coding region runs from base 1 to 2160 and encodes 719 amino acids. The record is from RefSeq and is a predicted model, not a curated record.
AUGUCAGGGCCAAGAACAUCUUCCAACGGUGAUAGAGGCAAGCCUGGGGUUUCGGGCUCGCACCGUCGCUCCGGCUCCAGAAACUGGACUAGUGGUUCCGUGGCUGGUACCGGUCACAGUAACGGGUCAAGGAAGUCCAACAGCUCGACCCCAGAAAACCGUCAGUCAGGAGACGAUGCUGACUCAGUUGCCAAACACAUGGAGGACCGAUUGCUCUAUGCGCUGGUCAAAUCCAUUGGUUCCAAGGCCACUGUCACAAUUGGCUCUGGAACCCGUUACGCGGGCUUGCUCUACAGCACCUCGGGCCUCGAUUCCAGCGGUGUGUCUGUCGUGUUGAAAUACCCCAAGGUUGAGUAUCUGGCUCCUGGUGAGGAAAGAGAGACUUUACCCGAGUCCCUGGUCAUCCUGUCAAACGACAUCAUGUCUUUUGAGGUUGAUGAGGUGAAUCUGGAGAAGUCUGACACAACCGUGUCGUCUUCAGAGGAAUCGCUCACCAAAGAAAGGUCAGCGGGAUUCAAGACUGACACCGAUAUUUCUGGAUUCAAGCCGACCGAGGAACGUGAGCUUGAGAGAUGGGUUCCCGAAGAAGGCGAUAAACUGACAUUUGGGGGGUUAGAGGAGAAUUCUCAUUCUUCAAAGUGGGAUCAGUUCGAAGUCAACAAGAAAAAGUUUGGCAUUGACUCCACAUUUGACGAAAAUCUUUACACCACCAGAAUCAAUACUGAUGCACCUGAUUACAAGGAGAGAUUGAGGGAGGCAGAGAGACUGGCCAAGGAGAUCGAAGGCCAAGCUCACGACGGAAACAUCCACCUUGCUGAAGAAAGAGGAUUGGUGGUUGAUGACAGUGGAAUGGACGAGGAAGACAAGUACUCUGGAGUAGACAGAAACGGUGGUGAUGCCUUGAUGGACAUCCUAAAGUCCAACUCCAAGAAUUCAACUCCGUCCCAAUUGAAGCCGAUUGUUCAGGGGAAGUAUGUUACACCAAAGCAGAGAGCUGCGAAUUUCCACAACGAUCCGGCUAUCAUUUCCAGCUCGGCGGUCGAACCUGCAAAGGUGUCUACGUCUAUUCCAUCUAAACCGCAAGUUGCACAGAAGACCGCCAGGACCCAGACACCUGGAGGGCCUUCACACUUCAGUACUGAAGCUAUGAGAAUCAAUGCCCAGUCCGAGAUCAACUCUCUCAAAGAGUUUGCUGCAAACUUCAAGGUUCCUCAGAAGUUCCCUCCCGACCUGCUGCCGAUCCUGUCCAAGGAUAAGGUGAAACAGGAUGAGAUUUUGAAAAAGGUAGAAGCCACCAAGGGAGACGAAAAGGCGGCUGCUACAAAUGUGAAGAAGAUUGCCGAGACUCCAAAUGAUGUCUCUCCAGCUGCACGUUCUGUUUCGCCUUCAACCAAACCAGUGGUCAAGAAGAAGCUUGAUAUCAAGAAUGUCACCCCAUUUAAGAUGAACCCUUCAAGCAUGUCAUUUUCCCCAAUGGCGAGUUACAAAGAAAGCUCGAGAAAUUCGCCUGCUUCACAGCCGUCCACUCCAAGUGUUCGUCCGAAAAAGCAUGGAACAUCCCAGUCUUUCUUUGGGUCCAAAGUCCCCACCAAGAGCUCAAAUACAGGCGAGAUUCUUGUGUCAUCUUUCAACGUUCUCUUGACCGCGAAGAAAAACGCAAAGAACGGAACAGCCAUCGUUGCUGUUGAGAAGCCAUUCGUGACUCCCCCAACGUGGCACACUACCGUUGAUGAGUCCUACACCAAGGCUUUCUCAGUGGUUCAAGAGCGUGUCGUUGGAAGCCAAGCUAGACAGUUCUACGGAGUACCUCCCCCAAUCAUGCCUCAAACAAUGGGCUCUGCUUCUCCUACGGGAAUGCCUCCAAUGAUGCCUCACAUGAUGCAAAUGAUGCCACAGCCUGUUUUCGAUGAUAGACAGCAGAGAUUCUUCCCCCACAUGCAACCCGGUCAGUUUAUACCUGGAGCUCAACCGGGCUUCAUACCAGUUCAAGGAGGAGUCAGUCCUACAGGCCAGGCUGUUCCUAUGCCGGGAAUGCCCAUGUCAUAUUCGCCUGUUCCGGGCGUGAUUCCUAUGAUGAACACCAGGCCCGGCUCCAAACAGGCCCAUGGCUACAACGGGUAUUAUUCCCACUCCUCAAGCCGUAGUAAUAACAGGUAUUAG